Messenger RNA from Trichomonas vaginalis G3, 1137 nucleotides. RefSeq lists its product as uncharacterized. The record is from RefSeq and is a predicted model, not a curated record. The transcript has a single exon. Lineage: Eukaryota; Parabasalia; Trichomonadida; Trichomonadidae. Bases 1 to 1137 code for a protein of 378 amino acids.
AUGGACUUCGGGGAGAGCGGCUGGAAUCUGUACAACAGGGACUUAAACGAAACAUUCGAAGUUGCAAACGACGUUGACUUCACUCUGAAGCUCCCGAAGAGCUUCUACAGACUGGAUUUGACAGUGGACGAUGCUGUUUCAAAGAUAAACGCAAUGAAACUGUUAUUCGAGGGAUUUUCGUCACUUUUCAUUCAAAAAGAAUUUGAGAAGUUUACAAAUUCACCUUCCAUUGAGAUUUUCUCACAAUCCGAUUCACUCCAAGUCAAUUUGAACGGCAGCUAUGUUCCGAUUGUCUUCAGAUCUCCGACAACUUACAAAUUCGGAAUCGGAACAAAGUCUCUCAAAACAAAAUUGCCAAAAAAUGUUUUUAAUGGCGAAAAAGUGACAUUUGAAUUAGUUGAUGAAAACAUUGUUGAUGAGAUCAGAUUCACUGCAUUCGUCAACACAAACAAAGAUUUCUUCAUGAAGACAUCGAAGAAAAUAGUUUUCGACCAAAUUUGGUGUCAAACAGAAUUUUUUGCCAAUUUUGCCAAUGUAAACUGUCAGAAAUUAGUUAUUGACAACACCAAACAUGUCAGCCUUCUAGACACAAAGGUUGACAGCCUGAAUGUGAAAGGAGACAUUGGAAAAGAAGUUUUCCCCUCUUUGAUUUUAACUGAAAGUGAAGUGAAAUCUGUUCACAUUGAUAUUACUCAGUUUACUGUUUCCAGGAUAUUCCAGAUGUCGUAUCAGCUGAUAAAUGUUUUGUCUGGCUUUGAUAUUUCGUCUUUAGCAGGAAAGGUAACAUUUUCCACGCCAACUGUUACUAUCAACGGAAUUGUCAAAUAUCUUGGCCUGAUUUUCUCUAAACAGUCUCUGUUUGUUGUGCUGAAGAACAGCCAAAGUCCGACAUCUUCUUCGCCAUCAUCUCCGACAAUAAUUUAUACCCCAACAAGUCAGAGAACUCCAUCAAAACAAAAAGGCGGAAAUUUGGCAUUUGUUAUAAUUAUUUGUGGAUCAUUCUUAGUUAUCUUCAUGAUCACUGCUUUGUGCUACUUCUACUACUGCAAGAGGACGAAGAAGUCUGUCUACGAAGGGUCUGAACUGCAGUCAGUUGAAGAUUACAUGUUGAAGGACGAUGUAUCAAUAAAUGUAUAA